Messenger RNA from Symphalangus syndactylus (siamang), 3865 nucleotides. RefSeq names its product fatty acid hydroxylase domain containing 2 (gene FAXDC2). Gene Ontology annotation, biological process: lipid biosynthetic process. The record is from RefSeq and is a predicted model, not a curated record. NCBI's taxonomy places the organism in Eukaryota, Metazoa, Chordata, Mammalia, Primates, Hylobatidae. Gene Ontology annotation, molecular function: oxidoreductase activity; iron ion binding.
AAUUUUUUAAAAGAAAAAAAGGGGGCAGGGGGAGGGAAGCCCAGAGUUUGGCCACAUGCACUUUUUUCAAGUUCCUGCUUGAGCUUAGAUUUCCUUUCCGCUUUAAGGACAUGCCCUCUGGAAAGAAGGGUGUUUUGUUUCCAGCCCACACAGACCCAAACUUUUUCAUCACGUGCCUGGCCCAAGCCAGUACGCAGCUCUGUAAUGAGAUCACCAUGGCCAACCUCCCACCCGAACAAAAACAAGGUUAGCCUGCAGCACAGCCGCAGCAGCAGCAGCCACCAAGGCGGGGGCUGAAAGGGAAGGGAACUUAGAUUUGACUUGUGAAAGAACCUCAGAGGAGUUUGGACACCGCCCACUGCAGAGAACUGUUGAUUCGUUUCAGAAAAAUCUUGGUCCAUGUUUUUAAACCAACCAACAAAUAAUACUAAAGAGCAAACCAGCACUUUGGGAGGCCAUGGUGGGCAGAUCACAAGGCCAGGAGAUCGAGACCAUCCUGGCUAACACGGUGAAACCCUGUCUCCACUAAAAAUACAAAAAAUUAGCUGGGUGUGGUGGCGGGUGCCUGUAGUCCCAGCUACUCAGGAGGCUGAGCAGGAGAAUGGCGUGAACCCGGGAGGCGGAGCUUGCUGUAAGCCGAGAUUGCGCCACUGCACUCCAGCCUGGGCAACAGAGCAAGACUCUGUCUCAAAAAAAAAAAAGACCAAACCAAACCGACUUGCUAGAACUACUCUUUGAGUUCUGGAUGAAGGGAGAAGCUGGACAUAUGCUACACAAUGAAAAGUCAAAACAGGAGGGACACAUCUGGGGCUCUAUGAGGAGGACAGCUUUCAUCCUGGGCUCUGGACUUCUCUCAUUUGUGGCCUUCUGGAACUCAGUGACAUGGCAUCUUCAGAGAUUUUGGGGUGCUUCUGGCUACUUUUGGCAAGCCCAGUGGGAGAGGCUGCUGACUACAUUUGAAGGGAAGGAGUGGAUCCUCUUCUUUAUAGGUGCCAUCCAAGUGCCUUGUCUCUUCUUCUGGAGCUUCAAUGGGCUUCUGUUGGUGGUUGACACAACAGGAAAACCUAACUUCAUCUCUCGCUACCGAAUUCAGGUCGGCAAGAAUGAACCUGUGGAUCCUGUGAAACUGCGCCAAUCUAUCCGCACAGUUCUUUUCAACCAGUGCGUGAUAUCUUUCCCCAUGGUGGUCUUCCUCUAUCCCUUCCUCAAAUGGUGGAGAGACCCCUGCCGCCAUGAGCUACCCACCUUCCACUGGUUCCUCCUGGAGCUGGCCAUCUUCACGCUGAUCGAGGAAGUCUUGUUCUACUAUUCACACCGGCUCCUUCACUACCCAACAUUCUACAAGAAAAUCCACAAGAAACACCACGAGUGGACAGCUCCCAUUGGCGUGAUCUCUCUCUAUGCCCACCCUAUAGAGCAUGCGAUCUCCAACAUGCUACCGGCCAUAGUGGGCCCAUUAGUAAUGGGCUCCCACUUGUCCUCCAUCACCAUGUGGUUUUCCUUGGCCCUCAUCAUCACCACCAUCUCCCACUGUGGCUACCACCUUCCCUUCCUGCCUUCGCCUGAAUUCCACGACUACCACCAUCUCAAGUUCAACCAGUGCUAUGGGGUGCUGGGUGUGCUGGACCACCUCCAUGGGACUGACACCAUGUUCAAGCAGACCAAGGCCUACGAGAGACAUGUCCUCCUGCUGGGCUUCACCCCGCUCUCUGAGAGCAUCCCAGACUCCCCAAAGAGGAUGGAGUGAGAGACGGCCUAAGUGUCAUCCCGGCUUUCUCUCAGCCAUGGGAUGCAGACAUGGCUUCCUGAUUGCACCUAACAAUUUGCCUCCUUUGGCCACACUCUCUAAUGAUGGUGCCACCAGGGUAGAGGGAAGGUCGGCUUCCUGGAAAAGCAGGGCCAAGGAUGAGGCUUUCUCCAAACUACUCCCCUUGAUGUCCCUCAAUGGGAUCAGGAGUUAGCUUAAGAAAAAGGAAAACGGCUCCCCAGACUGGAGGCUGGUCAGAGGGAGGAGACCCCUGGUCCUCUGCUGUGGAAGGAGAGGUGUUCAGCCCCAGAUAACUCCUUUGUGGCCUGGGCAGGAUGCAGAGAAUGGUAAGGCUGAAAGGAGGGGGACUGGAGGCUGCCUGGCUCCAGCGAGAGCUCCUUCUGGGACCAGAGGGUGGGAGGGCCAGGUAUCACUUUGCCCCUUCCUGCCCCAAAAGGCUUUCAUAUACCCUACUCAGGCCAGAGCCAAGACACCCUGGCAAAUCGUUAUAGGUCUCAAUUCAUGACAUACCAGAUGCCAGUCGCCACCUCACCCAACACACACACAAACAUACACACACCAAACACUCUGAGUGAGUGGUAAAGGCCCGAUUUUAACUCUGGCCCACCGCAAACAAAAGGUUUCCCUCUAUGGGGGAGAAAAAAAAAAUCCAGGAGCUCCUCCCUGGAUUAAAACCAACGAGGUGCAAACCAAACUUUAACACCUUUAGCCUUAUAUGGAAACCUAAAACCAACUGCUGAGAAACUGUGAAAAGCCCUUUUACCCACAAGGGGAGGGGUCAAAGUUGCUGCCCUUUGGGGACACCCGAGACCCCUAAUUAGCCUAUCUGAAUGAGGACCAAAGGUUAGAACCCUCUUUCUCCCCGAAGAAAGAGCCUGGAAAAACAUGGCCGAGCAAAGGGCAAAAUCCUUUCUCCCCUGAAUGCUUUACCAGUUUCUCAGCAACAUUUAUUCAAAAUGAUUUUUACCAGGAACCUUAUCAAAAGCAAAACCACAGCUGCUUGGGUUGAAGUCCCCAUCCUGGCCUCCUCUCAGCCGCUAGACAUGGCCAGGAACCCUGUGGUUCCCAAGAACAAUUUAAAGAUCCCUCUUUGAUUUGAAAGACCACCAUUAUCAUUUUACUAAAGUCUUAUAUAUACUUGCACCUUUUCCAACUUUGUUCUCUUAAGAAAAACAUCUACUGUAGCUUUAUAAAAUACCUUAGUAUCAGAUCGGUCCAAGUCUCCAGGCAGGACUAUCAAAAUGGAAUCCUUCUUCCUAUCAGCUCUAGAACCCCAGAGGACUUGCCCAAUAGGCCAGCUGAGCACUUACCAGGCAGCAUCUCCCUGGCCUUCCAGUCUCGCCUGCCUGUCUCUGGCCUUGGUGGACCUGGCUCCCUCCCUAGGAGGCUUGUGCCCUCAGCUUGAAUACAGCUCCUGGUGCAUCAAAGCUGUAAGUUCUCAGCUGCUGGCCUGCACCCAUCACCUCUUCCUACAAAUAAACAUUUGGAAAAAAGUCCAUCUUCAGUAUGCUUAAAGAGAAGGGCAGGAGAUAAGGAGAAAGAACAGAUACGAUUUUUUUCCCCUUUAAGGCCUUUGGAUUUUGAGGUACUGUAAGGGGCCUAGAGGGACAAAAGGCUGUCAUUCCCUCUUCCAUUUGGCAGGCAGGUGAUCAGUCCUUGGCAGAAGGGCCCAGCCCUAUCCUUUUCUGUAUCAAACAAAAUCCUUGAGGUUGGUAUACAAGUUAAGGCUGAAAGGCCGGGCGCGGUGGCUCACGCUUGUAAUCCCAGCACUUUGGGAGGCCGAGGCGGGCGGAUCACGAGGUCAGGAGAUCGAGACCACGGUGAAACCCCGUCUCUACUAAAAAUAGAAAAAAUUAGCCGGGCGUGGUGGCGGGUGCCUGUAGUCCCAGCUACUCGGAGAGGCUGAGGCAGGAGAAUGGCAUGAACCCGGGAGGCAGAGUUUGCAGUGAGCCGAGAUUGUGCCACUGCACUCCAGCCUGGGUGACAGAGCAAGACUCCGUCUCAAAAAAAAAAAAAAAAAAAAAAGGCUGAAAAAAGGCCUAAAUUCCCAGUAAAGAACGUGAAAGCAAGCAUGUAAAAUAAACUGGUCUUCAUGAA